Messenger RNA from Serpula lacrymans var. lacrymans S7.9, 676 nucleotides. RefSeq lists its product as uncharacterized. The annotation marks the transcript as partial. Lineage: Eukaryota; Fungi; Basidiomycota; Agaricomycetes; Boletales; Serpulaceae. The transcript has 3 exons. The record is from RefSeq and is a predicted model, not a curated record.
GGCGUAUCAUCGUUCAGCGUGCUGGUCAUGACUCUGUUUGAUUUAUCGAAGGAAUUGGUUAUCUUAAUCUUAGAAGAACUCGAUCCAUGGACUCUCCUGCAAUUUUGCAAUGCCUCUCAAUGGAUCCACCUUAUAGCAUUUAAUUGCACUGCACUACGCUACAAAUACGAGCUUGCACUUUGCGGUUUGAAGGAUGGGCCACGGUCUCUGCAGCUCCCUCGUGCUAGGCUUGAACAGCUUUUGAACCACAAGAGAGGAUGGCCAACAUUAUCAUGGUCGUUGGAGGAUAUACUCCGUAUAGCCCCUCCCACAAUAAUAGGAGUCUCUGGAGGAUUUCUUUUCCAUGCCAGCGAGAGCAGUCUCAAUAACGGACAUUUUCAAUGGACCCUCCAGCUAUACGAAUUGCGUUCCUUUCGAAAGGUCGCUGCCCCUCUUCGCCAUCUCAAAUACAAUGUGCCGUUUGACAUUCGGCGUGUGGCCAUUGAUCCAUCCCAGAAUCUCAUGGUGCUAGCCGACCUUUAUCAUCCCUCAAAUAAUUCUGUGAUCACUGCCAGACUCCACUUUCUCGAUCUAUGGACUUUUCAGCAGCACAGGCAAGCCGCUCAAUUACGAUACACAUUCCACACCGAUUGGUGGGGAGUGUUACCUCCGGGACAGCGGAUCUGGAUACAGCAAG